CGCCGGGGCGUGGGCGGCGGCGGCGCUGGGCCGGGGGGAGCCGCGAGGCCGGGAGCGGGGUAGGCUGCGCCCGUACUUAAGCGCUCUGCCCGAGCCGCUGACGUCUUUCGAAUUGGAGACGGGGCUGUCCCCCUCCCGCCUCGGGCUCCCGCGGACGCGGCCGGGGACGGAGCCAGGGUACGAGUGUCUAGAAUGCCCAAGUAUGCACAGCAGCUUAGAGAUCAUGACAGAAAUCCUUGCAUAGCGGAAACAGAUGCCUCUAGAAAAUGUAUGGAUGACAACAACUAUAAAAAGGAUAUGUGUACUGAUUAUUUUUUGAAGUACAAAAACUGCAGAAAAUUCUGGCAUGACAUUAUGAUGCAAAGGAAAAGAAAUGGUGUGAAACCGGAGAUGCCCUCAGCAGAAGAGAGAAAGAAAAUCUUGGAAUCGGUAGAGAAGCCAUACUGACUACAAACUUGCAUUGUUUUACUGUUUUCCCUGUACAUAUGAGGACUUGUCAGCAGCAGGUUGCUCUCUUGUAAACUGGACUUCACUGUUGCCAUAUCUUGGAUUAAAGUAAGCUCCUAAAUUUCAAAGCGUGUGAGCUUUCUAAGAUAGGACUAGUUCUAUUUGUGUUGUUUCUCAUUGGUGUUUAGUGUCUCACUAGAAGACAUGGGUACCAACACAGCUUGUCCAGACACCUUGGAAGUAGAGGCUAACAUGGUGUGAAGUGCUAAAUGCUGUGAAAUGCUAAAGACUCCUAAGAUUUGCAGUUCUAAGUUCUAACUUUUCUAAUAGUUGUAAAGGCUGAGUAUGUUUAGAAAGACUAGUAAAGGACUAGUAUGUGCAGAGUCUCUUGUAUGCAGCUAUUCUGACUAAUAUUCUAAGCUUAUCGUGGGUAGUCCUGUCACUGUUUUCAUGAGUUGUUUUCAGUGUCCCUUCUUUAAAUAACACUAUUCAUGAACUAAAAUCCCAAAUCCAACAAGCUGUCAGAAAACUUACAGCUCUCAAUUGGUGUGAGCAGAGGUUGCUAUAAAUCAGAUGUGCAGGCUUUGCUUGGUACAAGGUUAGACGGGUUGGUGAAGAUGGAACUGAACUCAUCUCUGCUGAAUAGUACCUUUGGUGGAUAGUAAAUAGAUACUUGGCUGUUGGAGGGGGUUGGGGACUCUGUAGGCAUGUAAACAUGCACUUGGAGUGACAUAGCAGGUUUAACUAUAGUACAUCUAUCUAAGACUCUGGACAGCUGAAGCCCUGGGUUUGGAAAUGCUUACUCAUACGAGACUACAAAGCUCAGUUUGAUUAGGCUACUCCAGUCUUACUUAAGACUGAUUCCUUAUCUAAACUGGGCAACUACUAAAUGUAAUCAGAUUGCUGUCUAGAAACACUUGUUUUCUUUACCUUCAGUAUUUUCUGGUGUCCUGACUUAAAAAAAAAAAAAAAAUCACACCCUGUGGUAAAAUGGAAAAACCACUGUCAUGAGCUCAAGUUCCAUAUGAAAACCUUUUAAGACAUACUGCGAUUAAGUUGGCAGAACUCUGGCUGACCUCUCGGAGGAUGGUGUAAAAGUGUUGUCUCUCUAUUUAGACUGUUUUGGAAAGACUUCAUAGCUUCCUGUUUUUCCCUCUGUCUGGCUUGUCUCAUUGCUUUCCACUCAAGGCCUAUUUCUAUGUUAGCAGCAGUUUUAUGCUAUUUUCACCUUCCCCAUUGCCACUUGACCGACUAGUAACUAAUGGGAUCUACUUUUCCUCCUGUCUUUCUGGCUGCUCUCCUAUUAUACCUGAGUUUUGAAGCGGGUUGAUCGUGCCCUUUUUGUUACUGGAAAGAGUGUAACUCUAUGCCUCUUGAGUGCGCAGUUCUCUGAGAAUAGCUGUCUGGCCUCCAAACCAUGUCAUAAGUUCUCUUGUGUGUUCCUGGCAAGGGAAGUAGACCUUCUUCAGUGAAGAUCAUGAGAUUCUUUAUUUUGGAUUAUUUUGCCUCUACUUAAAAUUCAAACUUUGCUGUCAGUGAUUGUGUUUUUGUUUGGAGCAGAGGAGAAGCUUCCAUACUAGAUUCAGAGACUCUACCUUGCCCACCACUUGUAAGUUUUUUCAGUACCCUCCUGUUUAGCAGUUUUUUUCCAGUUUGGCAAAAAUUUUUCUGUUUAAUAGUUUGAACGUUUUUAGCCUGUUCCAAUUCCAACAUUUUUCUAGUAACUUUGUUCUUUCUCUGCUCUAAUGAUCUAGUUCUGCAAUGACUUUCUAAUACAGUUCUUCUUCCUGAAGAUCCCGUGUUCUCCAUCUGAGUGGAGAAUUCCUUGCUUUCAUUAGCUAGGCUUAAUGGUGCUGCUUCCUCAGUGGCCAUGCCUUUAUUUAAUCCUCCUACUCUCUGAGUUUUGGCUAGCUGGCUGUCUUUUAUUGCAUCUCUGGACUUUUCUAGUCUUGCUGCUUUGCUUGUCUGAGUGUACCUUCUCUCCCACUUGGCACAAGUUUGUCAUUUGGCACCUUUGCUGCAUCUUUAGGCAUGGUGUCUUUGCUCCUAUGGCUUUAGUUACUAUUCUAAUGCUUGCAGUUUUCUUCUUGCUGCAUGCCGGUUCUGGACUUGUACUUAAAUCUGUUUUCUUUCAUGAGUUCAAGUUUCUUAAAUCUGUCUCACUUAUCCUGAGAUUUUUCUUUCAGGUGUGAGUGUAAGAAUAGCCAUAUUCAUAGUGGAUUUUUACAUUUCCACUUUUUUCUGCUAAUGUUUCCUGGGGGAAUUUCUGCUCUUUUCCUUAUCUUAAAGGAUGGUUGACGUGUGGCAGUUUAAGGUAUCUGCUAUACUGUGUCUAAAGAACUAGGACUCGAAUUCAAAAAGUUAGAGGAAGAGAUGUAUUCUCUGCUGGAGCUAUUUCACAGUGCAAAAAUAUGGGAUUGCAGGGCAAGCUUAAGGCAUGUGUAAUGCAAGAGCAAUUCUCUAGUGUUAGACUUUCUGAUCAUCAGUGGACAUACAAGGUAAGUUCCUUUCAGGCUCUAUGGCAAGCCUGAUCUUUUUUGAUGAAGAAGUGGCAGCAAUGUAAGUGGUGACCUUAAAAUUUCGUUCAGGUAACAGUUAUCUGUUGUGAGGGAUGUUGCUUAUUCAGUUGUGUAUUGCACAUGCUUUAUUAAAUUUCUUUUUAGAACAAAUCUGGGGAAGCAAGAAGUUUUGUCAUAAUGUAAUGUAAUCCAUUAGUGAAGCUUGAGUCUUUGUUUUCUUCCAUUCGUUUCAGGUUAUUGUUCCUAGUUUCACUUCUGAGGCUGUGGAGUGGUAAAUUAUGAUAGCAAAAAACUUAAGCUGUUAUUUAUGAAACAAUUUUUUGGUUAAUUUUUGUAGCAGGGUUAACUGUCUUUGGUUGUAAGCCGAAGGUAAUGGUCUUUUGUGUCUGAGAGUUGAUAUUCUGCAUAUCAAACACUGAGGUAAGUUGUAGACUGCCAGACCUACUGGGCAGAAAUAAAUUGGGUUGGACUCCUUGCUUCUCUAAAGCAAGCACACAAUCUUCUGCAUUAACACAGGAACAAAACAUAAAGGACCAAUGCAAUUCAUUUGGAAAAGAGAAGACUUUUUUUGUGGGUUUUGUUUACUAGUUUUAACUCCUAGUUUUUUGUGGUACAAAACUAAGUCUGGAUGGUGGUGGUGAACUGUUUCAUUUUUUUGUUUGACAGCUGGAUGGUGCUGUUGUACAACAGAGACUGCAUGAAAACAACAUUGCUAACCACUGCUGUCUUUCUAGGUUUGUUAAGCCUCUUCCACAGAUUUAAAACCUGAAAUUCAUUCAGGAGAAAGGAAGGCUGGAUGUUGCCUCUAUGCUAUAAAGAGAAGAGGAGAGUGUGAGUCUAGAGUCAAAUGCUGGAGAUAGAAAGUUUGUGUAUCCUGAGAAGCCUUCAAGUAUGGUUCUCCAGAGUAUCUUUUUUCCACUGCGGUCUCUUGCUCAGAGCUGAGCACUGAACCAGCAGUAGCUCUGGGCUUUCUGCCAGGCCCAGGUGAAUGUCCAGAUGUGUCUUUGUUUUACUGUCUUGUGGUUCCUGUAAUCCUACAGUGCAAGACUACUGUGAUGCUUUUUGUUCCCAUGGUGGGUGUGACUUAGUGUACCUGUAAGUGUUAGUCAUUUAGCUCCAGAGUCCCUAAAAUCUUUGGGUUCAGUAGGUGAAGCUUUGAUAGGCAGGUCAUUGCAUGUGCUGCAGCUCUGGGUGUUCUUGGUCUUCUCUGACUAGUUAAGUAUGGAAAGUAAUAGAUCUGACUACUUCAGAUAUUUUUUAAUAUUGCUACCUGUAAGGUAGAAAACUGCAGAAGUACUACAUUUACACCCACUAAAUGCAAUGGACUAUUAAGGCUUCAGUAUGUUUUUAUCUGUCUCUAUAGAUAAUUAAGACCCAUCAGAUUUUGUAUAAAUUCUCUCGCCAUCCUUUAGGGUUCUAUCUUGGUGCCUUCUUUGUCCAAAUCCUUUUGUGAGUGACUGCAGUUCUAACACCUUCAAUACAGGUGAAGUCUUUAAAUCACAUGAUUACUUUGCACUUGAUACUUGAUGCUGAACUAAAUGCAGCUAACCUGAAACUAUUUUAAAAUUAGCCUGCCUUCCCUCUUAGCAUCUCAUUGAAUAAUGUCAGCCUUUUUCCUUGCACUGGUGCAAAUCCUGCCCUUACACUCCCAUUUUCCUAUGACUUCAGUUUUGUGGAUUUUUUUCUCAUGUACAAUAUUUCAUCUCCUGACUCUUGCUUUCUUGCUUUUUAUUAAUCGAUUUGCUUGUUAUCUUGUCUUAUAACUUCAGGAUCAACAUCUAUGUAUGCGGUGUCAAGUUUGUUGUGGAGGUAUCAUUCUACAGCAGUUUCUUCCUUGGCUGCCUUUUGCCAGUCUUCACUUUCACAACUGAUUUCUGCUAACUCUGCCUGGAACAUCUUUCCUGCUUACCUGUUUCUUACAACACUAGCUUCCCCUUCAGCCCCAAAACCAUCCAUCCAUCAGCUCCAUCCGUAGCUCGCAUCCAGGGAUUAAAAAGAAAGUCUUCCUCCAGCAGCAAACUCCAAGAUGAGAUGUCUGUCCAUAUGAAAUGCUGACUGAACAGCUUUUCAGUUAGCAGUGAAAAAGUCAGGUUUUCUUAUAAGUUCUGAUAGCGCUUCAAGUGCUUUUUGAGUCUGAUUUGUUUUAUGGCGGUGCUUUGUGUUUAAUUUGGGCUGUCAGCUCCUUCAGCAGCAGUCUGUAGAAUGCUGCACGCAGCUGUGGCACUGCAGAAACAUAAUACUGAAACUUCUGAGGCUGAGAACCACAACAGAUAAUUGUCUUUCAGAUCCUGAAGUAACACAGUGGCUGACCUAGUCAUUAUUAACAGUUCCUUCCCUAGAAAAUGUCUUCUGAAGGGAUGUGAGGUCAUUCGGUUGUAGAAUCAUAGACUAUCCUGACCUGAGAGGGAUUCACAAGGAUCGUAGAGUCCAAACACUUUCUUCUUAUGUUGUCUGUGGGAGUCAUUGCAAUUUAUUAUAUAUUACUUUACAAAACCAGAGAAGUUGGAGUAGCAUGAGUCUUCCAUAAAUAAGAUGGGUUUCCUUUGGUGGUUUUUAGAGUGAAUAAAAUCUUCAUAGUCACUGGAGUUAGGCAUACAGCUAUUGUUUUCUAAAAACAUCCUCUUAAAAAUUAAUUUUUAGAAUUGUUGUCUUUAUUUCUUUAUAUACAGUUUUCCACUUCUGCCAAGUUGACUUCCAAUUUACUCCUAGAUCAUCACUGCCUGUAAAAGAUUACUCGUAUUCACAGUGCCUAUUUCAGGGCUGUGCGAGGAUGUAGUAUACAAUUUGAGCAGAUUCCAUCUGAAGCCCCAGUUCUAAUCUAUUUAAUCUAUUUCAGGAAUUGUUCUACAAUCUGCUGUUUGUUUGAAACUCCGACCUAGUUGCUGAAUUAACUUUUGUCAUUGCUUUGCACAUUGAAGUGCUGCUACCCUUGGACUACUGUUUUACUUACUUAGAUAAGCAGCUGUACACUGGAAACAUUUCCUGACAGUUAAGUGCCUUGGCAGUUUGCAGACUUGAAACAAGAAUGAAAAUCUCUAACUGCUUAAUCUUUGCUACUUUUCAAGCAAUUAGUUUUGGUUUCAGUAUGAAAAACAUGUUGCCUCCUUUUAUUUCAUCUGAGUUACUUCAAUGGAUACAAGCUAUGGUCCACCUCCUGAAGCUACUAUUAAAACAAACGCUUUCAGUUGAUGCCAAAUUUGUGUUUUACCUGUAAAAUCUUUGUACCAUUUUAUGAGCACUACCACAGUUCCUUCUCUUUUAUUUUUUUUACUGUACAUUUCUUCUCUCUUAGUGAAGAUACUCUUGUUUCUAACAGCUUCUGUAGCACAGAAUUGUGUGCAUCUUUUACUACCUGUGCUUUGUAUCUCAACACUUAAUAUUCUUAACUUACACCUUCUCCACUACAUUUUGUAUUUUUUUUUCUUGAAGACUUUUCAAUUCAGCCUUUACUUUCAGAGAGUGCUGUUAAAUUCCUGUACUUCAGUACCUUCAAGGAUGAUGAUGGGUAUUCUAUUUUCUUAAUGUUUCACAUAACACUUUCUUGGCACAAUACCUCGCUCUGUGUGCCAGGGAAUAUUGAUGUCAUCCAUUGUCCUGUAAAAUAAGAUUAAUGGCUCUCAAUUAUUCCAAAACACCAUUCUGUGCAUGCUAUGGAUCAGCAAUUUAAAGUAAAAAGUAGCCGACCAAUCAACAACAAAAUUCAGUGCUCUAUUUAUUCUUACUUGAAGUGAAGAAUACAAAACAUUUUAACUGCUUUUCAGUAGAAGCAGUUAAACAUCACCCAACAUUCAUGUUCAAGAAAUAAAAAGCCUCCAAACUACGUAUUUCAGAAUCUUGGGGGUCAAGGAUCAGAUUUUUGUAUGUACUUAAAAUUGAACUAUAGUCUAUCAAAUUUCAGUGUUACAUGUACAGAUAAUUGUGAGCCAUGUUAUAUCAGUGAGAUGUAAAUUGAAAACAUAAUUAUGUUUCAGAGUUGUUCCAAAAUAGACCAUAAUUUCAAAGUAAGUAAGAAGGUCCUUAAUAACAAACAAGAAAGCUUAUGCUCAAGAUAAAAAAGGAAUACUAAAUGUCCUGAAAGGAAAUAAGAUACUUGUAAGAUGAUAUUAGACUAAUAGUAGAAAUAGGUUGAUAUCUCAAGCUUAUGAAUGAUCAUAAGCCUGUGAAAGAAUUCCUUGCAGUUUGGACUGCUGAGCAGCUCUUGGCCAUGUGUAACUGUUUAAGUGGACAAGGCUGCACGUGAGAACUUGGGUGGCAGGAACUCUGGUAUCUUCUGCUGAUUUAGAUCAUGGAAUUAUACAGUCUUUUGAGUUGGAAGGGACCUCUAAAGGUCAUCUGGCCAACUUCCCUGCAGUGAGCAGGGAUACCUACACUGCAUCAGUUUGCUCAGAUCCUCAUCCAACCUAACCUUGUGUAUCCCCCAGGAUGGGGCUUCUGUUUCGCUGAGCAAUCUGUGCCAGUGGAGUGGAAUUGAACCAAAUUGCUGCACUGGAGUAUUUUAGUAACACAGUGCUUGCUUCAAUGCAUGGGAAGUAGUGAAGGGGUAAAGGGGUUUGGGAAAAGCCCCUUUAGGUAAAGUGUGCUUUGUGAAAUUGCCAUUUCUUGUUUUGUCAGCCUUCAGUGCUUCAACUCUAAGUUUCCUGGUGGCUGAUGGGUUCAAACAGACUUACUGGCUCCAAACAAUGCUGUGUUUUAGUUCUUUUCUACUUGACUGGCAAAAGCAACUCCUUCAGUAGAUUAAAGAUGAUGGUUAGCGUACGAUUCUGGGCUGGCUACUCCUGUACAGAAUGGAAGAAGCUUUUGUCUCUUUAAAUUUAAACUGUAAAUUCCUAAGGGUGUGCAUGCUUAUUGGCCAUCUAUAGACAGUUGGAGCCUGUGAGUAGCCGGUGCUUUGAAUCAUAAUCAUUAAGGUUGGAAGAGACAUUUAAGAUCAUCUAGUCCAACCGUCAACUUGCUGCUGCUGCCAUGCCCACUAACCAUGUCCUUCAGUGUUACAUCUAUGCAUUUCUUGGACACCCCAGCAAUGGGGACUCAUCUGCAGCCCAUUCCAAUGCCUUACCACUCUUUUGAGAACUUUUUCCUAGUAUCUGGAGCAUUAGAAGUGCCCAGAGAAUGACGUUGCAGUGCAUCCUUUCAUACUGACAGUGCAAAUGGGAUGGGUGUUUACUGAGUAAGCUUGUCACUGGUCCAGUCCAGAGGAGUGCCUGUGAGGUCUGCUGAUGUGGGAAUGAGAGGGAGGACAUUUUCUUUUUUCAGGGUGUUAGGUGAUGCCAGAAUCUGCAGUGAUGCCCUUCAGCAGCUGUCUUUCAAUCCCUCGUUGCUGCCCUUCAGUUAGUCACUAUCCAUAUUUUAGAAGUACUUUUCAGCUUUCUGCCCUCUAAAUUUUAAUGCUCAAAACCCUGAGAAUAAAUUAUGUUAAUAAAUACCUUAACACCUCAGCUCUUUUAGGGCUUCUGUGGGACAAGAGGAGUUUACAGUGUGCUUCUGUGUUCUGUAGUGUGGGGAAAUCUAGCCAGGAGCUAGUGGGGAGUCAGUAUCUCUCUGCCUUCCCUAAUUGGCAGCCACAGGAGAUCAGGCUCCUGGACAAGCUGUUGUGAAGCCAACUGUGGGUACUUGCAGGUGAUCCCUGUUUUGGGCACAGCAAUUCUGUUUGACCCAAUUGGUACAGGUUUGUGCUGGUCUGGAAAUGCAGGCUGGUUGUUCCCGUGUGCUGGUGAGGGCACUUUCUGCUAGUCUUAUGAGGAGUGGCUGAGGGAGCUGGGAUUGUUUAGUCUGGAGAAGAGGAGGCUCAGGG
Messenger RNA from Phasianus colchicus (ring-necked pheasant), 8757 nucleotides. It is a transcript of the gene CHCHD7, whose product is annotated as coiled-coil-helix-coiled-coil-helix domain containing 7. The record is from RefSeq and is a predicted model, not a curated record. Lineage: Eukaryota; Metazoa; Chordata; Aves; Galliformes; Phasianidae. Gene Ontology annotation, cellular component: mitochondrion. Gene Ontology annotation, biological process: mitochondrial respiratory chain complex assembly.